Messenger RNA from Olea europaea var. sylvestris, 944 nucleotides. Its product is annotated as E3 ubiquitin-protein ligase RNF115-like. Bases 1 to 378 code for a protein of 125 amino acids. Gene Ontology annotation, molecular function: ubiquitin-protein transferase activity. Lineage: Eukaryota; Viridiplantae; Streptophyta; Magnoliopsida; Lamiales; Oleaceae. The transcript is spliced from 4 exons. The record is from RefSeq and is a predicted model, not a curated record.
AUGAGUAUUUUGUGCAUGCACAGCAACGGGCUAAUCCCCUUGAUAUCUAUAAUAGACCAUCCAAUGGCUGUUUUAUUCUUCCUUAGCACCCGAAGUAGUUUCUCUUUCUCCACUUCAUUGUUGGAUAUAACAAAAGAUGUUGAGGAUGAAAAGUCCAACAUACUCAAAAAGUCCAGCGAAGUAGCUGUUUCCCCGUUACAGGAUGAGGAAGAUGUUUGUCCCACUUGUCUUGAAGAAUAUGACUCUGAAAACCCAAAAAUCAUUACCAAAUGUGAUCAUCAUUUUCACCUUGCUUGUAUUCUUGAAUGGAUGGAAAGAAGUGAUACAUGCCCUGUUUGUGAUCAGUUAAUGGUUUUCAGUCCUGUUAUUGGCGGAUAGUGUCAGAUGCUGCAGUUGGUGUCUCAACUUUGGGAUUAGAGGGUCUGAGGUGGUGAAUGCACAGGAAGGUUUGGUUCCAGUUUCAGUUACAGCAUUACCUGUAGUUUUUAUAUUUUGUUUUUCGAGACACAUUUAUAUUUUAACUUUGAAUUUCAGAUCAAAAGGAAAAAAAUUUGAAAAAAUGUUUAGAAACACGAAAGAUAUCAUAAAAAAUAUACAGAUAAACAUUCUGUUCCGAAUAUAUAUCAUAUAUGCUAUCCGAAGGUAAGAAGUUACACAUGGGAGUUGAGUGCUGAAGCGGGAGAUAAAAGAUGGAAACAAACCACUUUUUCUGAACAAAAAAGAGUAUUAGUUUCUUGGUUAGUUUAGAUUCUUCAAUUACAUGGUGGACAUGCCAUCAGUUGGAAGUUUCUUAGCAAAGGUAUUGGUCAGCUUGUUUUGCAAACAUAGGCGAAAGGUCAGGUGAUGUGUGUUUGGAUUCAUUUGUAUAGAAAAUCCCAAUUUUUGGAUAUCAAUUUCAUACACAAAUUGCUAGGGACUAAAGUGCAAAGUCAUGUUUUUACUUC